Molecule: messenger RNA, 387 nt
Organism: Penicillium vulpinum
Lineage: Eukaryota; Fungi; Ascomycota; Eurotiomycetes; Eurotiales; Aspergillaceae
Exons: 1
Coding region: 1-387 (128 amino acids)
Source: RefSeq, a predicted model, not a curated record
AUGAUCACCAUCAACCACGAGUCUUCUUCCAUCUUGACGUCCACUGCGACCACUAUCCACCCCGGGUGUUUCCAUCUUGACCAUUUAUCUCGGUCACCAUCCAACAUGAGACUUUCAAUCUACUGUGACAGCUAUAAUCAUCGUUUUACCAGCUAUCACAACGGGACAAAGAUUUCCAUGGCUUUCCUACCAACUCUUCGUCUCUAUCUUGUCAACAUCAAGAUUCACAGUGCAACCUGCAAACAACCCCAGACCUUGGCAAACUUCAAGGUCAAACAAAUGUCCAGUACCGAGUACAAACAAACAUACAAACAAACAUACCACGGUCAAGCCAGCAACUCAAAGUGGCCACACAAAGCUUCUGGGUCAAACAUUUUCAUCCAGUGA